This is a messenger RNA of Selaginella moellendorffii, 795 nucleotides long. Its product is annotated as peptide deformylase 1A, chloroplastic-like. Gene Ontology annotation, biological process: N-terminal protein amino acid modification; peptidyl-methionine modification. The record is from RefSeq and is a predicted model, not a curated record. Gene Ontology annotation, cellular component: mitochondrion. Lineage: Eukaryota; Viridiplantae; Streptophyta; Lycopodiopsida; Selaginellales; Selaginellaceae. The transcript has 4 exons. Gene Ontology annotation, molecular function: peptide deformylase activity. The coding region runs from base 56 to 709 and encodes 217 amino acids.
CACGUUCUUCGUCUUCUCUCUUGGGUUUCUUUUUCUUUCCUUCUUCGCAGAAGAAAUGCCCACUGCACGAUCUUCCUCCCAUGGCGCCGUCCAAUUGGCAAUGCCCAAUGUGGUGGACAUCUCGCCCUUCCGGAGCUUCCACUCGGCGGCGCAGCAAUCCAUUCCCUCCAUCUCCGGGGGAAAUUCGCGAUCGCUGGGCCACAAUCCAGGGCCCAAUUGCUUCGCCCCACAGGUGCUCCAGGCUGGAGAUCCACUGCUGAGCAAGCGCGCCGUGGAGGUCGCCCUGGAUGCCAUUGGGAGCUGCGCGAUCGAGAAAGUGAUCAAUGAUUUGGUCGCGGCGAUGAGGAAUUUGGGAGCGUCGGCCCUGUCAGCUCCUCAAAUCGGUCACGCGCUCCAGAUCAUUGUUCUUGAGGAUCCAACCAUCCAACAGCCUUCCAAGCUCAUGGUGAUUAUAAAUCCAAAGCUCGUAGUGAUCCAUCCGGAGGAAACCGAGACGUCGCUGGAAGAGUGUCCAAGCGUCUGUGGCUACUGUGCUCUCGUCGAAAGAUUCUCGAGAGUGAAAGCUACCGGAUUGAACAGGAGGGGCGAGAAGAUCCAGAUUGACGCCAAAGGCUGGCUGGCUCGGGCACUUCAGCACGAAAGCGAUCACUUGGAAGGCAUUCUCUUCGUCGAUAAGAUGGUACCAAAAUCCUUCCGGAGUAUCUCCUAAAGGGAGCGCAUGACACAUUCCUGUAAAUUGAUUUGUAAAUACUGUGUGAUAUGAUUGUGUGAAAUAAAGAAAAGCUCGUCAAUACC